Messenger RNA from Recurvomyces mirabilis, 3441 nucleotides. RefSeq names its product poly(A)-specific ribonuclease (gene PAN2). Bases 1 to 3441 code for a protein of 1146 amino acids. Gene Ontology annotation, cellular component: P-body; PAN complex. Gene Ontology annotation, molecular function: protein binding; nucleic acid binding; poly(A)-specific ribonuclease activity. The record is from RefSeq and is a predicted model, not a curated record. Gene Ontology annotation, biological process: mRNA processing; nuclear-transcribed mRNA poly(A) tail shortening. Lineage: Eukaryota; Fungi; Ascomycota; Dothideomycetes; Mycosphaerellales; Teratosphaeriaceae. The transcript is spliced from 2 exons.
AUGGAGGCUGAUUGGAAUGAAAUCGCUCGCAUCAAUCCUCCAGGCCCUUCGCCAAACAGCCCAUCAAGCCCAGUCACUACCUUUGCCUUCGACACUGACCAGGAAUUGUUGUGGACAGGGAACGAAUAUGGCCGGGUCACGUCCUUCUACGGCCUUGAAUUGCAAAGGUAUACUUCCUGGCGAGCACAUAUCAGUUCAUCGCCGCGCGGUGCGCCUGGGAAUGCUCCGGUCAAGCAAUUCUUGCUUUACGACAAAGGUGUCAUCUCGCUGUCAACCCGAAGUGUUCAUUGCUCGGCCAGACGAGGCUUGGCGCAAUGGCACAUAGUACUCCCGGACAUGGUGGACUUGCGGUGUAUGAGCUUCACGGGAAAGCUCUCUUCUACCAGUGAGAUUGUUGUGGCCGGCUGUCAGCAGCAGAUGUACCGGAUCGACGUGGAGAAGGGGACUGUCACUGAAACCAUGAAACCGGCUGCCAUGGUACCCUAUACGAUGAUGCGAAGAGCGAAUAACUACAUCUGUGCUGCAUCUCACGAUGGCUCUAUUCACUUACUGGAUCCUAAUACUCUGGCAGUCGUCCAAAAGUGGCAAGCUUACGCUGGUACGGUCAACGAUAUGGAUGCUAGAGGUGACCAUCUAUUGACCUGCGGCUGGGCACAUCAACAGUACGGUGGUCUCGGGCUCGAGCGACUAGUUCGUGUAUUUGAUCUCAAGCGUUUGCGACCAGCGGCACCUAUCUCAUUUCAACAGGGAGCGGCAUAUGUUCGAAUGCAUCCGAAGUUGUCUUCCACCUGUAUAGUACUCUCUGAGCAUGGCGCUAUCAACUCGAUCGAUGUUUUAAAUCAGGACGUACCUGUUAUGCGCUUCGCCAAUACUUUCGAAGCACAAUUGACUGGGUUACAAAUCAUGCCUUCUGGCAAGGGCUUCGCUAUGAGCGAUACUCACUGUCAAAUCGUGCUGUGGGGCUCGCAGUCCAAAGUACAGUACACAGAGUACAGUCGGCCAACAGAGUUUCCGGAUCCCGUCAUGCAAUCGAAACAUCUUGACUGGGCAGCCGAUCUACCCUCCAAUCUCAUCGGCAUGCCGUACUAUCGAGAGGCCCUUCUCUCUGGAUGGCCUAACAGUCUGGUCCAUGAAGUUGGAGCGCCUCCUGUGCGGCUUGAUCAAGCGAUACUCACGGCGCUUCGGAAGAGCGAUUAUGGGAUGGUGGGGCCGAACCCACGAAAGACGAAAAGAUACGAAGUCGAAGACACGCGUGCCUCGCAAAGAGUCCAGGAUGCGUUGGCAGCACCCAGGUUCUUGAGCGAAAAGCCGAGGGGUGAUAAUGGUGAUGGCGAGCCAGAGCGACGUUUGAGCGAGGAUAUAGGCAAAGUGCUUAGUAACCUGUCGAUGAAUGGAAGCUCGAAAGCAGAUAUGCUUGCUUACUAUCGUCCAGUGGAGAUCAAGUACAGUAAAUUUGGAGUUGACGAUUUCGACUUCCGGUACUUCAACAAGACCAAGUAUUCUGGACUCGAGACGCACAUCGUCAAUUCUUACGCAAACCCGCUGCUGCAGCUGUUCCGCUUCACCAGCACAGUGCGAAAUCUUGCUCUCCGACAUACAGCAAAAGAUUGUAGAUACGAAAGCUGCCUACUAUGUGAACUUGGCUUCUUGAUCGACAUGCUGGAGAAGGCCGAAGGGCAGAAUUGCCAAGCUACAAAUCUGCUCAAAGCGCUCAGCAAGCAGCCGGGUGCUGCUACUUUGGCUAUUCUCGAGGACCAUACCAUAAAUACGCCUCUGACCAUCAUGUUACAGAACUUGAAUCGGUUCUUGCUUGAACGGCUCGAAGACUGCGUCCGCAAGGUCACGUUCAGUACCAGUGAAUUGCAAGCAGCGCUUGGCACAAGAGGUAGCGCAUUCAGUCGCUGCACACACUGUGGGUACGAAGACGCGAAGGAACAGUCAUGGUACAGCCAUGACUUGAUGUACCCACCAAAGCCGACCAAGCACAGCCCACGCCCAGUGAGAUAUGCCUUUACACGGCUAUUGCAAGACUCUGUUCACCGUUAUGAUCAGCAACGAGGAUAUUGCAAUCGCUGUCAGGGCUACAAGGCCAUCACGUCUCGAAGGGUGGUGCAUGCUAUGCCGGCAGUGCUGAUGAUCAAUGCUGCUAUCCAUACGCCAGAAGCACGCCAACUGUGGGCAACACCAGGAUUCCUGCCUCAAGAGGUCGGCAUUAUCAAUGCGAACAGCCAGUUCUACUGCUAUGAGGGUCCGGAUCUGCAGCAUCAUCUACAACGCCGCAACCAUCCCAUAACAGUAUACGAGCUUGUCGGCUUCGUCGCAGAUGUGGCUGCAGGCGAAGCGCAAAAGCCGCAUCUUGUGUCGAUCGUGGAUGCUGGUAUAAGUAGCCCAGAUCCUUCUCGCACAGGGGACUGGCAUCUAGUCAACGACUUUCUCGUCCGACCAAUCGCGCAGGAAGAAGCGCUCGUCUUCGACCCCCGAUGGAAACUACCCUCUGUCCUCGCAUAUCAGACGAAACACCGAUCGCACGAAAUCGAUAACCUUUGGAAGGGCAGUAUCGACAAGAGUAUCUUAUACCGCAGUCUUGCGCAGCCGGCUUUCGACCCGUCAUACGAGUUCAAGACGUUGUCGGAUGCCGAUCCACUGCCUGGAGUACAAACACAUUGUGCUAUUGAUGCAGAAUUCGUCCGCUUGUUGCGAGAGGAGAUAGAUAUGGGUGCGGAUGGAUCACGCACGAUUACGCGACCGGCUCGCUCCGGUUUAGCUAGAGUUUCAGUCCUCCGUGGGAAUGAGCCGAACGCAGGAGUGCCGUUCGUGGACGACUACAUCGCCGUCGAGGAGCCGGUAGAUGACUACCUCACGCAAUACUCCGGCCUACAUGCUGGCGACCUGACAGCCGGCGUCAGCCAGUACACCUUGGUACCAUUGAAAGAAGUCUACAAGAAGCUCUGGGUCCUGCUGAACUUGGGCUGCACAUUCAUCGGGCACGGCCUGACGAGCGACUUCCGCACGAUCAAUAUUCACGUUCCUGAAGAACAAGUCAUAGACACUCAAGACCUCUUCUCCUUAGGCUACCGCAGCCAGCGCAAGCUGUCCCUACGCUUCCUAGCCUGGCUGCUGCUACACGAGGACAUACAGCAGAACGCCAUAGCAGGUCACGACAGCAUAGAAGACGCACGCACGGCUUACAAACUGUGGAGGAAAUACCUGGAAUACGUGGGCGAGGAUAUGCUUGAAGAUGUGAUAGAUGACAUAUGGCGGAAAGGGAGACCGCUGGGCUUCCAAGUCCCGGCUUCGAUGGAGAAGGAUGGAAGACGUUUACCGAUGGGACCAGAGACGCCGAGGUCGAGUGCGCCUGGUACGCCGAGUAGGACUCCGGCGACGAUGGCGAGGACGACGCCUGGGAGGUUGGAAUCUGGUAAUCCGUUGCCCCUAAAGUAG